AUGACUGGCACGAGCGACUCGAUGCCUCCGCAGCUGGGGAGUGAAGACUUGCAGGUCGAAAAGGUUGUCUGUGUCAUCAAGAGCCCUUUGGAUACCACACUCUACGAGAUUCUGAGUCUCGAGGAAAGGGAACACGACGGCGUUAAGUCUUUUGAAGUCACUACACAGCCCAGUGCCCAACCUCCUCAGUCUCUUCUCGAUGAGCUUCUGGUAGAGAACGUGCCGGAUUACCUCUGCGAAAGUGAUACGAGGAAGGUGCACGUUGUGGUAUCGACUGGAUCGGGGACCGCGCUGGCUCAGAGCUUCUAUCAGUCUGCUCUGCGUCCAGUUCUCGAGAAAUUCGGGCUUGCGGCCGCGAAUACGUCCUCUGACGGACCAAGCGUCUCCCACGCCGCUUCAGAUACCGGGACGUAUGCUCUUACCAUUACGCAAGAUGCUCAGAGUAUCCGUAGGUUUGCAAGAGACCUUAGCAUGUCCACCAAAGGUCUCCAUGGCUCAGGUAUGCAACAUACAGUGGUCCUUCUCAGUGGUGAUGGGGGCAUCGUCGAACUGCUGAACGGCAAGGCGCCCAUCGACGAGGUGGGCAUGUCUGAUACGUCACGCCCUCUGAUUAUUAUGUUGCCUCUUGGAACAGGAAAUGCCCUUUUCCAUAGCUUACACAAGCCCCUCUAUGCUACAGCUGGCUCUGCCGAACCUUCCCCUCUUGUCCUUGGCUUGCGCACGUUGCUGAAGGGGCAAACGGCCCCGUUGCCCUCCUUCCGUGUCGAUUUCUCAGCAGGCUCUCGGACGAUUACCUACGUCGACCCUGCAAAAGAUCACUCGAGUGGUUCAGAGCAAGGUAUCCAAGAACAAUCCAACGCUGCUACCCAUCUAUACGGGGCUAUUGUCGCAUCCUAUGGGUUCCAUUCUCAGCUAGUCUGGGAGAGUGACACUCCAGAAUACCGGAAGCACGGAGCACAGCGGUUCCAGAUGGUGGCAGCGGAGCUUCUCAAAGAGAGCCACGCUUAUAACGCGACUGUUGAACUGAGUUCUACUGGUGAAUCCACGUCGAAGAAGCUCGAUAGGGGCCAACAUGCGUACAUCCUUGCAACGAUGGUAUCAAACCUCGAAAAGACCUUCACCAUCUCCCCCGCCAGCAUUCCUCUGGACGGCAAGCUCAGGCUUAUCCACUUCGGUGCAGUAGGUGGCCAGAAGACCAUGGACAUCAUGAUGCAGGCCUACAACAACGGAAACCAUGUCGGUAUGGAGUGGACAGCGGACGACGGCAGACCGGAACGGGUAGGAUAUGAUGAGGUCAAGCAGGUCAAGGUCACAACCGAUGAAGCCGAUGCACGGUGGAGGAAGGUCUGCAUCGAUGGAACUAUUGUUGAGAUACCAAAGGGAGGCUCUAUGACAAUUGCGACGGAGGAGCAUCCGCACUUGCAGGUACUAGUUCAUCAGUCCCUGAAGGCUGCAUAA
Messenger RNA from Neoarthrinium moseri, 1458 nucleotides. RefSeq lists its product as uncharacterized. The coding region runs from base 1 to 1458 and encodes 485 amino acids. Gene Ontology annotation, cellular component: membrane; intracellular membrane-bounded organelle; cytoplasm. Gene Ontology annotation, biological process: sphingosine biosynthetic process. The transcript has a single exon. NCBI's taxonomy places the organism in Eukaryota, Fungi, Ascomycota, Sordariomycetes, Amphisphaeriales, Apiosporaceae. The record is from RefSeq and is a predicted model, not a curated record.